Colletotrichum destructivum is the source of this 745-nucleotide messenger RNA. RefSeq lists its product as uncharacterized. The record is from RefSeq and is a predicted model, not a curated record. Bases 204 to 743 code for a protein of 179 amino acids. The transcript is spliced from 2 exons. NCBI's taxonomy places the organism in Eukaryota, Fungi, Ascomycota, Sordariomycetes, Glomerellales, Glomerellaceae.
CUCCAAUCCGAACCUCUCUCAUCCUCACCCGCUCCGAUUACCUUCAAUCUCUCUACCCUCUUCUCACCUUACCCUCUUCUCCUCACCUUACCCUCUUUCUCAGACAACCUCAUUACAGCUGACCUACACCCCAGUACAAAGCAUUUCAAUCUCUACAAUUAUCCGAUGCGCUGGUUGUAGCAGUAUUCUCAUCCAAAGCCAACAUGGGCUUAAUCUUAAGCGAUCCGCCGCCCGACGACCGGUGGGACUGCCAUUACUGCGAUGGCGAUCCUGGGCGUUAUCGUCUUCACGAGACCAUGGACUUCGCCGAUGGAGGAACAGUCAUCUCCGACGACGAUGGACACCUUUCUGCAUCUACUUGGGCAACGCCAACGACCAUCCCGAUGCGCCGACAGCCACGCUACCCGGCACUCGGACAGCCACGCUGCCUUGCCUCGACCUCUUCCAUUGAGUUGGUAUCGACUCAGGGUUGUGACCCAACUUGCGCCAUGCAGUCCGCUUUCUCCGUUGACGGAACCCCCAUUGCAAGCGUCCAGAGCCCGGACCUUGUCCUUGCCAUCAUGGAACACUUUGUUCCAAAUGUCCCACUGACACCGUUGCACCUCGGUCAGCUACAAGAGACGCUUUCUGAUUUCAGAAUGGCGUUUCUGGGCGAACCCGAGACCUGCUGCCUCGAGCUCCCAACGCCUCGGCGAUCAGGAUCACUCGAUGGCUCCAUGAUGACCUUUUCGAUUGCUGUCUGAUG